Messenger RNA from Xenopus laevis (African clawed frog), 4812 nucleotides. RefSeq names its product TBC1 domain family member 8 L homeolog (gene tbc1d8.L). The record is from RefSeq and is a predicted model, not a curated record. Bases 440 to 3865 code for a protein of 1141 amino acids. The transcript is spliced from 21 exons. NCBI's taxonomy places the organism in Eukaryota, Metazoa, Chordata, Amphibia, Anura, Pipidae.
CAGCAGCUUAAAAGCACGCCCAGAAGGAGGGCCACAUCCCCAAUGUGACAGGACAGAGUGGAGCCCACACCGGAACUGUGAGUGGAGACUGUGAGGCACAUAAAGCCCAAACACUGGCUGGAGAGGCUUCUUGUCGUGCAGGGGCAGGUACAGGACACACGUGUUAGCCGUACAUGUGGCAGGCACUACUGUAGCACGAGUGGAUGGAGUAAUGGGGGGAUAAUAAAUAGAGGGAAAGCGUGCCUGCGGUGUUGGUAUGAAGCGACUCUGAGAUUUCAUCUGUCAAUGCAGGACGCUGUCCGGAGCGGCCGCUAGGGGGAGCGCUGUGUCGUGAACUGGCUGCCGGUAUUGCCUUUUGCUUAAGAAUCGGUGCCGUGUCCGUCCUGCUCGAGGCAAUCUGACAUGCGAGGGUGAGAGCGGGGCACCGUCCUGCACGAGGAUGUGGCUGAAACCUGAGGAGGUGCUGCUGAAGAACGCGCUGCGGCUGUGGGUAACUCAGAAGUCCAACGAGUACUUCAUUCUGCAGAAGCGACGUGGACAUGGGGACAGCACAGCCAAGUUCACUGGUCGACUGGUGGGAGCGCUGGAUGCUGUUUUGGAUUCCAGUGCCCGUGUUGCCCCAUUUCGCAUAUUACUUCAGGUCCCUGGAUCUCAGGUUUAUUCGGCCAUCGCUUGUGGUGAGUUAUUGAACGGAUCAGAAGUGUACUGGGCCAUAGCAAUUGGUGCCACAGUAGAAGAGAUCACUCAGCAUUGGGAAUGGCUGGAACAGAACUUGCUCCACACAUUAUCAGUGUUUGAUAAUAAAGAGGAUAUUUCCAACUUUGUCAAGGGCAAAGUAAAGGGCCUAAUUGCAGAGGAAACCAGCAGCAAGCUGGCAGAACAAGAAGAGGACCCUGAAAAAUUUCGUGAUGCUCUGGUGAAGUUUGAGAGCAGGUUCAACUUCCCAGAAGCAGAGAAACUGGUAACCUUCUACUCCUGCUGCUGCUGGAAGGGUCGGGUGCCACGGCAGGGCUGGCUCUAUUUAAGCAUCAACCAUAUCUGUUUUUAUUCCUUCUUUUUGGGAAAGGAAUUAAAGCUUGUUAUACCCUGGGUUGAUAUUCAAAAGCUUGAAAGAGCAUCCAAUGUUCUCAUGGCGGAUAUUAUCAUAGUCACCACACAUGAAAAGGAGAGAGAGUUUUCAAUGUUUCUGGAUAUCAACGAGGUCUUCCGGAUAAUGGAGCAGCUAGCAGAUGUGGCAGUAAGGCGGCUGUUGGAUAAUGAAGUAUUUGAGCUAGACCCAAAUCUGCAGGAGCCCACACAUAUAACUAAGAGAGAUCUGGAAGCCAGAGCACAGAAUGGGCAUUUUCAGGCCCUAUUUAAGCUCCCAAGGAAAGAGAAGCUUCGUGAAGUAGUAGAAUGUUGUCUCUGGACACCUUUCAUCCGCUGCCACACAGCAGGCAAGAUCUACACAUCUGAUCGCUACCUAUGCUUUGCCAGCAAGGAGGAUGGACUAUGUAAUGUGGUCAUUCCUCUAAAAGAGGUAGUAAGUGUGGAGAAAAUGGAAGACACCAGCCUUCUUCCCAAUCCCAUCAUUAUCAGCAUUCGGCAUCAGAUGGCUUUCCAAUUUAUAGAGCUGAAAGACAGAGAUAGUUUGGUUAAUGGCCUGCUGUACAGACUCCAGCAAAUCAGUGCCAGCAGCCUCUCUGCAAGGCAUAACGAUCUGAAGUUCAGAGGAGACUGCUUUGGUAAUAUGAACAUAAUGGUUAACCAAAGUGAAGAUGGAAAUGAAAAGGAGAAGCCAUCAUUGAAUGCAGAAGCACUGAUGGCUAUGUUUCAUCAAACAGGAACUGAGAGCCCGGACACUGGCAUGUCUAGGGAACAGAUUAAAGAGCGGUUAUGGAAUGACCAUUUUGCAGAAUAUGGGAGAAGCGUAUGCAUGUUCCGUACAGAAAAAAUCCAAAAGCUUGUUGCUAUGGGAAUACCCGAGUCACUCCGAGGAGAACUUUGGCUCAUUUUCUCUGAUGCAGUGACUGAGAUGGCAUCAUACCCAGGUUAUUAUGGUAGGCUUGUGGAGGAGUCAAUGGGUAAGUGCUGCUUGGCAAAUGAAGAGAUAGAACGGGAUCUUCACCGCUCCCUGCCAGAGCAUCCUGCCUUCCAAAAUGAGACUGGCAUUGCAGCUUUAAGAAGAGUUCUGACUGCUUAUGCAUACAGAAAUCCCAACAUAGGAUAUUGCCAGUCUAUGAACAUUUUGACUUCAGUCUUACUUCUGUAUGCCAAAGAAGAGGAGGCCUUUUGGUUGCUGGUUGCUGUAUGUGAAAGGAUGCUUCCUGAUUACUUUAAUCACAGAGUUAUUGGAGCUCAGGUUGACCAAUCAGUGUUUGAAGAACUAAUAAAAGAGCAACUUCCCGAGCUGGCUGAACAUAUCACAGAUUUAUCUACACUAGCUUCAAUAUCUUUGUCAUGGUUCCUCACCCUCUUCAUAAGCAUUAUGCCUCUCCAAAGUGCUGUGAAUGUUGUGGACUGUUUCUUUUACGAUGGCAUCAAAGCCAUAUUCCAAAUUGGACUAGCAAUUCUGGAAGCCACUGCAGUAGAACUCUGCAACAGUAAAGAUGAUGGGCAGGCUCUCAUGAUCUUGAGCAGGUUUUUGGAACAUGUUAAAAAUGAAGAAAGUCCUCUACCACCCAUCGGCAACUUGCACAGUUUACUUAACAAUGAGCAAGAAGUUUACCCAGUGACUGACAUAGCUGACCUGAUUCGGGAUUCCUAUGAGAAAUUUGGCAAUAACUCCGUGGAACAGAUUGAGCACUUACGCUGUAAGCACAGGAUUCGUGUACUGCAGAACCAUGAGGAAACUACUAAGCAGAAUGUGCUCAGAGUUGUUGCUCCUGAUGUAUCAUUUGUCCAUGAAGAAUUAGCAGACCUUUAUGAUAUGUACAAGAGAGCGCAUUUGAUUAGCUGUUAUUGGGAAGGAAUAUCUUCUAUACUUGAACGCCAUGACCCAAGCAGGCCGUAUGCACAGCAGUACAAGAUUGACAGCCAGCAGUUCAAAAAUCUCUUCAGGCUCUGUUCCCCUUGGACAUGUGAAGCUCACACUGAGGUUCUGGCAGAAAGGAUAUUCCGUCUGCUGGAUGAGAAUUUAGAUGGCCUGAUUGAGUUCAAAGCCUUUGCAUGUUGCUUAGAUAUUAUGUAUUAUGGGGAGAUGAAUGAAAAGAUCAAGUUCUUAUACAAACUUCAUAUCCCGCCAGCUCUCACAGAGAAUGACCAGGACUGCCAGUCACCUCUGAAGGGCCCACUUCUGUCGACAACCAGGCCUCUGAAGAUCUCCAAAGCAAAUGGAGAAAAGAAAGAUUAUCAAAAACAGCUAAAACAAAUGCUCAAAGAUUUGGCCAAAGAAAAGGAUAAGAAUGCAGAAAAGGAGCUGCCAAAGAUGACCCAGAGAGAGUUCAUUCAGUUCUGCAAAACUCUGUACAGCCUUUUCCACGAAGAUCCAGAGGAGAAUGAUUUGUACCAAUCCAUUGCCACAGUGACCACCCUCCUUUUGCAGAUUGGGGAGGUUGGGCUACGCAGUAGCAGCUCGGGAAGUACUUCCGAAGAAUUCCCCAGUGUUGACCAACAGAAUGACGCAUCCACCUCUGACCAGGACUCUGUGUUCUCAGAUCCAGUCAAGUCCCCAACCCAUUCUUCUCCAUCAUCAUCAUUAUCUUCUGAACCCGACUGGGUCAUUUCCUUUGAACACAUUCUGGCGUCUCUGUUGACAGAGCAGUCCUUGGUGAACUUUUUUGAGAAGCCUUUGGACCUAAAGGGUAAGCUAGAAGCCGUGAAACUAAAUCCAUACAGCCUAAAAACAAAUGGCAUGGGGAUUGUACCCUCUGGUCUUCACACUUAAUAAGCUGCAUCAAUGACUGAAUACAAUUUUUUUUUCCCUCUAAUUUGGUGGCAGUUGAUGUGGAAGAAGAAAUAGUUCACUUUACUGCACAGCCAAACACUGGCAGCAGCUGCAUUGUAGCAUGGGAAAGCUAAGGCAAACUCAAUUCGACUAUCCUCCUGCAUUAAUGUUGCAGGGUUUAAAAUAGGGGUACACCGUGGUGAUCAACCGAACUCAAAUCCUCCUGGAAGAUAAAACACCUACCGUCUGAGCAGCCCUUGAUGGUCAUAGAAACAAGAAGCUGCACUGAUUAUAUUGCUAUCCUGGCCAAUGUAUUGUUACAUUGUAUGGGAGACAGUGCUAAAAUCAAUGUAGCUUAACAUGGAUGAUUUAUCAAGUCAUUUAUAUCUGGUUAGAAAAGCUUUACAACAUUCUGAACUUGACCUGUUGCUUCAUACAUAAGUGUAAUAUACAAUUCCAGUAUUUUAAAAUGCUUCUUGCAUUAUGCAUUGGUCAGGAAUAUGGAAUGGGGUGAUUCCAGCUUUCUCUACUCUGUGAAUAACCAAAGCACACUGGAUAAUCUGUUACUUCCCUGUCUUUUUGACUGUGACUUUUUUGUGAAUCCUUUUAAAGGAACCUUCCCUAUCCUAUACUAGGCAGGACGCCGGCUGCUUUGUGAGAUGCUCCCAGCACUGGCAUGCCAACAUUUCUUACUGUAGGAAUAUGUUCCAAAGCCACCCUGAGGUUCCCUUGAAUGUCCUCUGUUUUGUAUGUAUGCGUUCUUUUCUUUGCACUACUAAUUAAGAUGUUUCAAUGCUGGAAAUUGAAACUUUUAUUAUAUUUGAUUCGCAUUGGAAUUUCUAUGUUGGUCAAGGUAAAAAAAAAAAUGUCAACGUUUGAAAUGCCUUGUGCUUUUCUUCUCGGUCCGUGCACUUUUCAAUAAAUAUGCUUUUGUUGUUUCCUUUUUA